AUGACACUCCCCUACGACCCCCCAAUCCAAUUUCUAAAAACCUACCUCUAUAACAACACCAUCACCAACCCAACAGCCUACACCUCAGCCCGCACAGCCCUGCUCGACGCAUUAGGCUGCGCAAUCGAAACAGCCUCGAAAAGCCCCGAAGCCCAGAAGCUCCUUGGCCCACGAGUCCCAGAUACAAUCGUUCCCAAUGGAUUCAGAGUCCCGGGUACGAUAUACCAGUUGGAUCCGGUGAAGGGGGCGUUCGAUUUAGGUGUUCUCAUUAGGUAUAUGGAUCAUAAUGAUGCUCUUGGAGGGAGGGAGUGGGGACAUCCUUCCGAUAAUCUAGCAGCUAUACUCUCCGUAACAGACUGGCUCUGUCGAACCAACGAACCAACCCGCAAAGGGCCCCCAUUGACAAUGCAUACCCUCCUCACGGCCCUCAUAAAAGCCUAUGAAAUCCAAGGCAUCUAUGCGCAAAGCAACGCCUUCAACACCCACGGUACAGACCACGUCAUCCUCGUCAAGCUCGCCUCGGCAGCCGUCGUCUCCUGGCUCCUUGGCUUAACCGAGUCCCAGACAAUGGCUACCAUCUCGCACGUCUGGAUGGACGGUCAUCCGAGCCGGGUCUACCGCAGCGCGGAGAAUACAAUCCCCCGGAAAGGAUGGGCGGCGGGAGAUGCGUGCAUGCGGGCAGUUCACUUGGCGUUGCUGGUUAGGGCUGGGCAAGUUGGUGUGUCUUCUGUGUUGAGUGCGGUCCCGUGGGGGUUUUAUAAGCGAGAUUUCGGUGGGGAGAGGUUUGAGUUCCCCAGGGAGUUUGGGGAUUGGACGGUUAGGAAUGUCUUGUAUAAAGUUAUGCCGGUUGAGGGGCAUGGGAUUGCAGCUGUUGAGGCGGUUUUGGUUCAGCGGGGGCGGCUUUUGGAGAUGGGAUAUGUUGUGGGUGACGUAUCAAGGAUUGAAAUAAGGACCACUAGAGCAGCAGAUCUUAUUAUUAAUAAACGGGGUCCGUUGGGAAAUGCGGCGGAGAGGGAUCAUUGUAUCCAGUUCGUUGUUGCUUUGGCGUUGUUAAAGGGGGGCGUGCCUGAGGUGGGGGAUUAUCUGGAUGAGAGUUGCUGGGUGAGGAGUCAGGAGUUGGAGAGCCUGCGGGAGAGAGUAGUUGUUGUGCCGGACCAUCGGUUGACGGCUGAUUAUCUGGAUCUGGAGAAGAAGAGUAUUGGGUCGGGUUUGACGGUGUGCCUAAGUGAUGGUACUGUCCUGCCGGAGGUGCUGGUGGAGUAUCCAAUUGGUCAUGUCAGGAAUCCCGACACUUCAGCUGCUGUUCGAGAUAAAUUCAUGAGAAACAUGCGUUUGGUGUUCUCGGAUACUCAUAUCGCUAAAAUUCUGGCUGCUGUGGAGGACGAUGAGAUGAGUAUUUCGGAGUUUGUCAAUUUGUUCUGGCUCCAAGGGUCAAGCACCAAGCUUUGA
Aspergillus caelatus is the source of this 1449-nucleotide messenger RNA. Its product is annotated as putative 2-methylcitrate dehydratase (PrpD). Bases 1 to 1449 code for a protein of 482 amino acids. Gene Ontology annotation, molecular function: lyase activity. The transcript is spliced from 2 exons. Lineage: Eukaryota; Fungi; Ascomycota; Eurotiomycetes; Eurotiales; Aspergillaceae. The record is from RefSeq and is a predicted model, not a curated record.